GUGGAGAUGGAGGGAGAGAACAGAAUCCCUGCGACUUCCCUACCGCGAUGUGGAACUAUCUCAUCUUAGUUUGUUCUUCUUUGGCACUCUCAAAUGCUGCAAGUCUACCUGCUUCGAUACAGAAGUGCCAGAAUGAUGACAAACUUAAUGACUGUAUUAUGGAGAACUCGAAGGAAGCCAUAGCAGGACUGCUAAAAGGCAUACCAUCGCUGGGAAUUCCUGUUUUGGAUCCUUUAAAAAUUGAGAAAAUUGAACAGACUACAAGCGGAUCCAGAAGUGUUUCAAUGAAUUUCUCGCUGAGUGAUGUCGAACUUAAAGGCCUUAAAGACGCUGAGCUUGUCAAAUCAGAGUUUGAUACGGCUAACAAAAUAAUUCAGUUCAGCAUAAAAAUACCACAGUUGGUGAUAACCUCUCAUUAUAAUUUGAAUGGGAAAUUCUUAGUUGUUCCGGUAACAGGAAGUGGAAAACUAAUGCUUACAAUCGAUGAACUUGAUUUCACUUAUUCAAUGAAUUAUAAUAUAGAGGAAAAAGAUGGAGUUGAAUAUGUAAUGCCCAAUUUCCCAGGGAAGUUGACAUAUGCUUCGAAAAAAGUAACACCUGUGUUCGAAAACCUUUUCAAUGGCGACCAAGAUCUAGGCGAAAAUUUCAACAAGAUGGUAAAUGAAAACUGGCAGGAGUGGGAUGCUCAGGUCGGUCCGGGAAUAGCAGAUGCGCUCGCUCAAGUGAUAGGAACUCUUUUAAAGAGAGUCACAGAUGCGGUACCCUACAAAGAGAUGUUUCUUUAAUUUUCAGUGUAAAUGAAUUUAUCAAGGAUUUGGAUUGAACAUAGGGAAGUAACAAAGAAAAAUCAACGAUAUUGUACUUUUAAAUAAUUAUUUGUUUAAAAACGAUUUAGUUACUUUAGAUCAAGGGCUCUUAGCAUUAGAUUGUAUACUUCUAUGCAUUUAUU
Messenger RNA from Nezara viridula (southern green stink bug), 949 nucleotides. NCBI's taxonomy places the organism in Eukaryota, Metazoa, Arthropoda, Insecta, Hemiptera, Pentatomidae. The record is from the annotation of a GenBank genome assembly.